Molecule: messenger RNA, 1113 nt
Organism: Cutaneotrichosporon oleaginosum
Lineage: Eukaryota; Fungi; Basidiomycota; Tremellomycetes; Trichosporonales; Trichosporonaceae
Biological process (GO): endoplasmic reticulum to Golgi vesicle-mediated transport
Cellular component (GO): COPII-coated ER to Golgi transport vesicle; endoplasmic reticulum membrane; endoplasmic reticulum-Golgi intermediate compartment
Molecular function (GO): D-mannose binding
Source: RefSeq, a predicted model, not a curated record
UCGCCGUCACCUCUCUCGUCACACAUCUAUCUCCAUCUCCUCACGCACGCGUCAUGCGCCUCUCCCUCGCGCUCAUCGCGCUCUCGCUCACCGGCGCGCUCGGCGCCGGCGCGCCCCCACCCACCCUUGUGACGGACAUGGUCGAGAAGCGCACGAAGCUCAAGACGCACUCGAUGUACGCGCCGUACGUCGACAGCGACCUGCAGAACCGGUGGUGGGAUUUCGGCGGAGACACCAUCAUCAAUACGAACAAGCAUGUGCGGCUCACGCAGGAUAAGGCGAGCCAGAGCGGGUGGCUCUGGAGUCGGCUGCCGCUCGCUGUGCCGAACUGGCAGAUUGAAUUCGAGUUCCAUGUCGACGGCAAGGGUAUGUCCAUGUACGGCGACGGGUUCGCGUUGUGGGUCACGCGAGACCGCGCGACGCCAGGACCAGUGUUCGGCAACCAGGACCACUUCACGGGCCUCGCGGUCUUCUUCGACACAUACGCCAACAGCCGGCACGGCUACUCCUUCCCACGGAUCACGGCGAUGCUGGGCGACGGGCGCACGCCCGCGGACCUCGAAGGAGACAACGCGCGCAACGAGCUGGCGGCGUGCAGCAAGAACUUCCGCCGCCGCAACGUCGCGACCAAGGCGCGCCUGACAUACGUCAAGGGCAAGGGGCUGCGGCUCGAGACCCAGUUUGACGAGUGGGACAAGUGGGACGUGUGCUUCGACGCGCCAAACGUCGAGCUGCCGUCGUCGCCGUUCAUCGGGUUCACGGCGCUCACGGGCGAUGUCGCGGACAACCACGACAUCGUCGGCGUCUCGACGUACUCGGCAACGCUGUAUGAGAAGUACCGCCCCGCGCAGAAUGUCGGCGUCGGCGCACCGCCGAUGCAGAAGCCGCUCGCGCAGACUCGCGACCACCUCAGCGGCGGCAGGGCACCCGUCAAGACCGGCGGCGCCGCCGGGUGGUUCCUCUUCAUCCUCAAGCUUAUUGGCGUCGCUGCGUUUGUCGCGUUCGCCGUGGCUGCCUACCGCACAUAUUCGGCCCAGCAGAGCAGGCGGCCCGCGUACUACUAACGAUCUCGUAGAAUAUGCACGACUGCACGAUGCCGUAAAGCGUUAGUAC